AUGAAAGAAACUCAAAGUGAUAUUUUUGAUUUGAAGAAUGAACUGCCAGAUUGGUUACAUGUUGAUUGGAUGUGUUAUAAUAGGUGUCCAGAACGUGUCACAGAUGAUUAUUCCUUACCAUCUGUACAGUACUCAUUACCAUCAGUCUUAAGACUGUCUAAUUUCAGUUUCAACGAAUAUUUGCUAUAUACGGAUAAUGGUAUCAGAACUGUUUUUCGACGUAUUCGAUUUUUAUAUCAGCAGAUUGUUUCUGGCACUAGCGAUGUAGCUAUCAUUGAUUUAGAUCGAUCAUUACAUUAUUUGACUGCCUUUGCUCAGAACACCGAAUUGAAAGGUGGUAUUGAAACUCUGAAUCGAAUCGCUCGAGAAUUCAAAUUCUUCCUUAUACAAGUCGGCACACUAAGUCAAUAUAUCACCCAUGAUGAUCUGUUCACAAAGCGUAAUGUGGAGACGAAUUACACUUUUCAUGCUUUGCUGAUCAUUUGGAUGAAAGCGCUUCGCCUUUCUAGUUGCUUUAAAAGGUUUGAUGGUUUCGAGAAAUUUUAUCCUAUGGGCGAUGAGUCCUCAUCUACGGAGCAGAUAUCUAUGUUGGUGAAGUACGGAUUACUUACGUGCGCAUCCCGUACAGGUCGACCUUGUGUUUGCGACUGCCUCACUGCAGCAUGGCAUCAGAUUAAUUCACUGAAUUCUGAGAUGUUUUGGUCAAGUAUGGUCAAGCUUCUUGGUCUGUGUACAGGCGACCUGAAUUACUAUUCACCCAGCAAUGUUUCGAGCGGCAAAGCAUCAACCCAUUAUGCAGAAUAUUUGCUGCGAAUCAGUGCAAAAGUGCCUAAUAAAAAAUAUAUGCUAAGGAAACUUUAUUACUUGUUCGAAAAUGAGGACAGUGACAUUUUUUUGGGAACAGAGUGUAUUUUGCAGUAUUUUUUCACGGACUUGUGUGCGAAGAUAAUGGAGUGUAAUCAAGACUUGGACUUUUAUCCAACCAGUGGAAAAAUGUGGAAAGAUUUCUUAUUUUCGUCUUCCUUUGCGGAAAGUGAGUAUCAAGAUAAUGAAUGGAUGCUGUUUAUCCGAUUGACAUUAUUGUUUAUCAAAAAAUCCAACUCAGUGUGGCGUGCAAUGAAAUCAAGAGUUUUUUCUAAAUUUCCAACCAAAAGGUUCCGCGAAAUGCCAAUCAAUUCCCUUAUUUGUAUAUUCAGUCUCUUCAUUGCAUCAUUACAUGGUGCAGACAUGAAGGAAACGUCCAGUAAGAUAAUUUUGUUGGCGACAACUGCUUUUGAUCCUUGUGAUAAAGAACGUCAUGAUGUGUUUAUUCGAGCAGUUCAAUGUAUUAAAUAUAUUCUGGAUGAAAGUCUUUGUGAUACUUCGCAAGUGAUUUCAACACUUAUUACAUUUAUGGAGAAGCUUGAUACCAAGAAAGAUAUCUCGUUGUAUGUCGAAUGUUGCUUGUGCAUUGGUGAUAAAAUAGUCGAGAUCAAUUCAUUAGUUCGCUUCUUGCCUUUUAUAAGUGAUUUGGAUGUGGAAAACUUUCUUCUUAUAACGGCCCGCUGCAGAACUGAAAAUAAUAUUUUGUGGAAUACAGCUAUCAAACGUCUUAAAAGUCCAAAUUUUAUCGUGGUGAUAAAUUACAUUGUUGAGCAGCUGGCUAUAAGAUUUGAACGCAGUCAGAUUCUAGCCGCUCAGAACAUCCGACUUGUCGUGCAAAAUUUAUUGGAUGAGAAAAAUUAUCGCUCAGACGUUUGUUCCCAUUUUUUGCGAGGAUUUCUAGAGAAAUUCAAGGAUACUACUUAUUCUGUUGAAUUGAUUGUUCCCGUUUGGUUAGCGGUUAGUCUGGAAAAUUUGGUAGCAGAUGAUAUAGAUGAUCUGUCGGCAUGUGUUUGCAAAAAUCUUAUUACUUCAUUUCGGAAAAAUGACUUGAACUUUGACUAUAAUGCAGAUGUCUCUUCUACAACUAACGCAGUCCGAUGGAUGCUCGAGACUGUUUCAAGGAAUUCGUCAAAAAGAUGGGUAAAUGAAGUUAUUGCUGGUUGGUCAGAAUUGUUAGUCUCACCUUUGCAAAGCAUUUUACUAAAAGCAGAAAGAACAACGACUAUGCACUGCUGUCGAAUAGCAUCAUAUUUAUACUUAUACUUAGCAAAACAAAUAUACAAACCCCCUUCAGAAUGUAACUUUAAUCGGUCACCAUUUGUACGGCUUUCAAAGCUUCUAUUACAAAAUGUGCUUUUGGUGCACGAUUUCCCACCGGCGUUCAUUCGCGAAGUAAUACCUAACUAUAUGCAAGGAUUGCUGUCGUUACCAAUACAUUCUGUUCCAUAUCUCUUGCGUGUUCUUUCUUAUAUACUUGAAAAGUACCUCGAUGAUAUUGUAUUGAAAGAAGCAUUCACAGACAUGCUAAAGAAAAAACCACAUCUAAUUAGCGCAUUGUAUGCAUCAUCGACUGUUGGCACAAAUUUGUUUAGUUUUGUUUCUCAUAUAAAGUAA
Thelazia callipaeda (thelaziosis nematode) is the source of this 2478-nucleotide messenger RNA. Lineage: Eukaryota; Metazoa; Nematoda; Chromadorea; Rhabditida; Thelaziidae. The record is from the annotation of a GenBank genome assembly.